Molecule: messenger RNA, 2068 nt
Organism: Oryzias melastigma (Indian medaka)
Lineage: Eukaryota; Metazoa; Chordata; Actinopteri; Beloniformes; Adrianichthyidae
Gene: rgp1
Product: GP1 homolog, RAB6A GEF complex partner 1
Exons: 9
Coding region: 602-1762 (386 amino acids)
Biological process (GO): retrograde transport, endosome to Golgi
Cellular component (GO): Ric1-Rgp1 guanyl-nucleotide exchange factor complex; Golgi membrane
Source: RefSeq, a predicted model, not a curated record
GCAUCGUCUAUCAGACUGUACCACUUUAAGCAAAAGGGGAAAUGUUUCGUUCUAUUCAAAAUAGUUUUCUCUAAAUUAUACAAUUUUUGACAGAAAUUUGUAUUUUUGUUCUUAAAAUAUAACAAAAAAUAUACGAAAAUAUAUUUCAACCGUUUUUCCCCUGACCAAAAUAACAUUUUAAAUACUUUGUGGACAAUCCUCCCCUUUAGAUGCCAAGACAAACAUCCGUCUUCGUCGCGAUUCUUGCUGAUCAACAAAAACUAUUCAUGUAUUUCUAUUUUUGCAUUUAACUAUAACAAUAAACAUUAGAUAAAUUAUAUAGAGUAUGCGUAGAAUUUACUCUACCAUAUCAAUCUAUAAUGUUUUAGAAUAUAUCUUUAAAAUAAACCUUAAGUGUUUCUGUUCGUUCUUUUUCAUUCACCGUGUUUCUUUUUGGUCGUCCCACAAUGACACGGAACACUUUUGUUUACUGUCUGGAGUCAAGCCGUCUAUAGAAGCAAUGCGCAGUUUCUUAAUAAUGAUCUAAAUUAGCAUUUUGUUUUAAUGCAUAAGUAUAUGUAUAAUAUAUUCUGAAUAACGUUGGACGAAGUAUCGAUUUAAGAUGAUCGAGGUGGUGGCUUCAAUGGCUCGAGGCCCCGUUUUCUUGGCUGGGGAGCUGAUGGAGUGCCUCAUAACGUUCACUAACCCGAUGUCUCACCUUUCUACCUCCGCGAGCAGCGAGAUGCUGGCGUGGGCCAGUGCCCAGAUCCACUGUCAGUUUCACGCCAGUGAAAACAGAGUCGCCCUGCCGACCCGCGGCAACAAACAGGACGUCCAGGCUGAGAGCGACACGGUGCUUAUUCCAAGCAGAGGAGAACGAGGACAGUGUGUGCUGGACACCCCCCCCAAAAUAUUGUUUUGUGACCUGCGAUUGGAUCCUGGAGAGAGAAAAACUUAUUCAUACAGUGAAGUCGUCCCUGUGGAUGGACCCCCCAGCUUCCGUGGUCAAGCAGUGAAAUACGUCUACAAACUGACCAUCGGCUGUCAGAGGGUCAACUCUCCCAUCAAACUACUGCGAGUUCCUUUCAGAGUUCUGGUUCUGCAAGGCAUGCCGGAGCCUCCAUUUCCUCAGGAUGAGGAAGUCUCUCCUUCUAACCCCUUCCUGGAGGAAGAGGAAGUGAGUCGCCGGGACGCCCGGCCUCUGGAGAGAGCUCUGGACAUGCUGAUGGUCACCACGUCCAGACGCUCCCCCCAUAUGUUUAAUAUCACCAACACACGAGGAAAAGUAGCAAAGUUUUGCAUCUUCAAGACCGUUUACAGGCUCGGCGAGGAAAUCAUCGGCACAUUCAACUUCUCAGAGGGAGACAUUCCAUGUUUACAGUAUUCGGUGAGCCUGCAGAGCGAGGAGGAGAUCCAGGACCAGUACCAGCGCCGGCCCGGACAAGCCGUGAGCGUGACCGGACACGGGCGCCACCUGGAGUCCUGCCUCCACACGGCCUCCAGCCACUUCUCCCUCCCCAUCCCGCUGAACGUCACGCCCGGCUUCAGCACAGACGUCGUGGCUCUGCGGUGGCGCCUGCACUUUGAAUUCGUCACGGCCCGGGAACCCAUGGAAGCGCCCACCGUCCUGCAGAACCAGGCAGAGGUCACCAUCUGGGCCGGGGCGGAGCACGUGGACGUGGACACCUUCAGCUGGAACCUGCCCAUCAAAGUUCUGCCCACGAACCCCGCUCUGGCGUCCUACGUGUCUCAGUUCACCGGGACCAACAGGAUUGACAUUUGAGCUGAACAGGAAGAAGUCUCACUUUUGAGAAAUAUUCCACAAAGACAUGAUUCCAGGUUACAUCCAAAACUGUCAUAUUUUCAACUUACUGUAUGAUUUAAGGUGUUUUUCUCCUUCUGCUAUUUUAGGUUCAUUUUAAGUUUUGGGAGAAAGUCUAUUUAUUUCUUUUUUUCUUUUUUUUAAUUUGCACACUAACGGUUCCUCUUGUUUUGUUUUUUGUUGUUUCUAGUUUGUUUUCAGCUUUUACAAAGGCCGUGUUGUGAUGUAACAACUGCUGGAGUAAAUUAAAAAAAAGAUUAAAAAUCA